Molecule: messenger RNA, 1272 nt
Organism: Cervus elaphus (red deer)
Lineage: Eukaryota; Metazoa; Chordata; Mammalia; Artiodactyla; Cervidae
Gene: CD79B
Product: CD79b molecule
Exons: 6
Coding region: 86-778 (230 amino acids)
Biological process (GO): B cell receptor signaling pathway; B cell differentiation
Cellular component (GO): external side of plasma membrane; membrane; B cell receptor complex
Molecular function (GO): transmembrane signaling receptor activity
Source: RefSeq, a predicted model, not a curated record
GGAGGCAGACUGUAGCCCAGGCAGUUACACGUUUUCCCCCAGGAGCCUGCGUUGUCACGGGCUUGGGGCUGGAGACAGGGUGAGCAUGGCGGGGCCAGCGUUGAUUCCCGGGCUCAACAAGUGGCUGGUGCUGGGCCUGCUGCUCCUUUCAGCAGGUGAGAUGGUGCUGGCGACCAAAACAGAGGACCUGCUCCGGGAUCCCAAAGGAAACACUUGUUCCUGGAUCUGGCAGCAACCACGGUUCGUGGCCAAGAAACGGGGCUCCACAGUGGAGAUCAGGUGCCUCCUGGAGGAGAAGGGCAACGUGACCUGGUUCUGGAAGCCAAAGCUGGACUCAGCAGCCCAGCCAGUUUCCCUGAGGGAUGGCCGCAUCCUCCAGACCCGUAACACCUCCGAGGCCGUUCUCACCAUCGUAGGCGUCCAGUUUCAGGACAAUGGCGUCUACUUCUGCGUGCAGCAGUGCACCAAAGGGGCCCUGAGGACAGAGCAUGGCUGUGGCACUGAGCUCCGGGUCAUGGGGUUCAGCACUUUGGCCCAGCUGAAGCGGCGGAACACACUGAAAGAUGGCAUCAUCAUGAUCCAGACCCUGCUUAUCAUUCUCUUCAUCAUCGUUCCCAUCUUCCUGCUGCUGGACAAGGAUGACAGCAAGGCCGGGAUGGAGGAAGAUCACACCUAUGAGGGCCUGGACAUUGACCAGACAGCCACUUACGAAGACAUAGUGACUCUGCGGACAGGGGAGGUGAAGUGGUCGGUGGGUGAGCACCCAGGCCAGGAGUGAGGGGCCGGCCCUCCCCACACUCCUGGGCACAGCCCGCUGGGCCCUCAAUGACUUCUUCAGAGCCGUCCCCCCCUUUUUCCCUGGACCCCCGUCAGCCUCCAAAGCUGGACAACCAGACCCACCUGCCCCUCCAGCCCUCUCUCACCGAAGGGACUGGCGCAGAAGGGCUGCAGGGCAGUGAUUAGGAGCAAGGGGGCCCUCGGGGGCUAGACUGGACCCCGCCUUCCGGGGGUGCUAUGUGAGGGGUCCAUGCCCUGUGAAGAUCAGGGAAAGCAGAGACUUGUCUGGAACCUGCAAGUGGACUCAGAGCAGCCCGGCUUCUCUGGAGAGCCGGGGCAGGGUCACGGCCCACCCCAAGUGGCCGCAGACAGGCCGCGAGAGCUUCUUCCCUCUCCCAUUCUCUCCUGCUCUCUCCCGCCCUUCCCCACCCCAGGGGGCUGCUGGCCUUGAGCACUUUCCCCCGUGGAAUAAACAGUGUGUCUUGAGAAACCACA